Aspergillus tubingensis is the source of this 885-nucleotide messenger RNA. Its product is annotated as class II aldolase/adducin domain protein. The record is from RefSeq and is a predicted model, not a curated record. Bases 1 to 885 code for a protein of 294 amino acids. The transcript is spliced from 3 exons. Gene Ontology annotation, molecular function: actin filament binding. NCBI's taxonomy places the organism in Eukaryota, Fungi, Ascomycota, Eurotiomycetes, Eurotiales, Aspergillaceae. Gene Ontology annotation, cellular component: cytoskeleton.
AUGGCCCCUCCCACCGCCACCGAAACCACCAUUUUCUCUUCCGUUCCCACCCAAACCCAUUCCACCCAAGAAUCGGCUGCCGAAGCCGCCAAAGUGAAGAACACUCCCCAGAAAUUCCCCCAACCUCCAGUCUUCGAAGACAAGUACAAAGAGCGCGAGUACCUCAAAGGCCGACUGGCAGCCGCAUUCCGCAUUUUUGGCAAGAAUGGCUACGAUGAAGGCGUGGCAGGGCAUAUCACACUCCGUGAUCCAGUCGACCCAACCACCUUCUGGGUGAACCCCUUUGGCCUAGCAUUUUCGCAGAUCAAGGCAUCCGACUUGAUCCAUGUGAGCCAUGCCGGGGAGAUCAUUGGCGGCGGGCCUGUCCGGCUGCUCAAUGCUGCUGCUUUUAUGAUUCACUCGGCCAUUCAUGCUGCUCGUCCGGACGUGCUCUGCGCUGCGCACAGCCAUAGCAUUCAUGGACGAGCUUUUUGUACUCUCGGACGGCCGCUGGAUAUCAUCACGCAGGAUGCGUGUGCAUUCUACAAUGAUAUCGUCCUGUACAAUCAGUUCAACGGCAUCGUGCUAGCCGAAGAAGAAGGGAAGAGCAUCGCUCAAGCCCUAGGCACCAAGAAAGCCGCACUCCUGCAGAACCACGGGCUUCUAACAGUAGGACAGUCCAUCGAGGAAACUGUAUUCUGGUUCGUCAGUCUGGAGAAGUGCUGCUACGUGCAGCUCAUGGCCGACGCCGCAGCCGCAGGCCGGGGCGGACAGACCGUCAAGGUAGACGAAGCGGACGCAGCAUUCACAUACAAGUCCGUCGGCACACCAAAGGCAGGGUAUUUCAGCGCGAAACCCAUGUUCGAUUUGAUCCACGAGGAAACCGGAGGAAGCUAUCUGAACUAG